AUGGCAGAUUACUCGUCUGAUGAAGAGUCCAUAUUGGAGAAUACUUCUGAGGUGUUUUUGGGUUUCGUAGAUGUUCCCAUUGAGAAAGAUGAUCCACCAACGAUAGAAGAUACAUUCAUAGGCGGAGAGCCAAUUUGGCUCCAUCCAGAAUCAACUCCGUCUGAGUCCAUGGUUACUUGUGACAAUUGUAAUAAAAAAAUGGCACUUUUGCUCCAAGCUUUUGCGCCAGUAGACGGUCAGCUAUAUGAUAGAGUGCUUUAUUUGUUCGGGUGCAAAAGCACUGCUGUUUGUACGAAGAAAAAGGGCUCGAUAAAGUGUAUUCGAGGCAUCUUGAAAGAUCCCAUAAAGAUGAACCAAUUGAAACAAGAGCAAGAAGAAGCAGCCCGCAAGCAGCUAGACGAAAAGUUGCGGCUUGAAGACAAGAAAAAAAUGAAAAUCGAGUUGACAAAAGAUCUCUUUUCUUCUGGUAAAUCAGACAAUCCAUUUGGUAAUCCAUUUGGAGCGUCUGAAAACCCUUUUGCCGUUGAGAAAAAGAAGGCUCCCGAGCCCAGCAACAAGCAGGAACCAAAAGAAGUGCUGGACACCUCUCCCGGUGCUCAAAGUGCUAGUAUACCCGUUUCGUAUGCCGAGGCUGUUGGACCUGCAGAACAGCCUUCUGCUCCCAGAAAACUUGACGAGAAAUUACCCAGCUACCCUGGCUACUUUGUUUAUGUGGACCAGGAGAAGUUCAAAAAAGUGACACUCGAGCCAGAACUUGAAAAAUACAAAGAUAUUAUCGAACAGGCAGAACGAGAGUCUGGAGAGUCAAGUCUGGGACGCCGCAAUUCUACCAGUCUGGAACCACCUACCGAUCCCGAUAGCGCUCCAGUCACAAAUCGCCUCAACGACAAGUAUUUCGAGGCCUUUACCAACACUGUAAGUCACAAUCCUGGCCAGGUACUCAGAUAUAGUCUUGGUGGUCGGCCGUUGCUUUACUGUGGACUGGACGAAAUUGCACCCAAAUUUUCAUCCACAAUUACGGUCCCCAACCCCGGCUACAAUCCCUCGUCAACAAGGCGGUUCGAACUCCAGCUCAUGCCAAAAGCGAUUUACGAUUUGGAAACCGUUGGUCAAGAUACCGUCGCAGAUAUUCUCAACGGCAUGUCCUGGGGAACCAUCAUAGUGUGCACUGACGAAGAGGAUUACAUGCCUGAGUUUGACCGGAAUCACGUAGGCUAUGUAGAAGAGUGGGUGGGCGUUCAAUGGGAGUAA
Molecule: messenger RNA, 1251 nt
Organism: Meyerozyma guilliermondii ATCC 6260
Lineage: Eukaryota; Fungi; Ascomycota; Pichiomycetes; Serinales; Debaryomycetaceae
Exons: 1
Coding region: 1-1251 (416 amino acids)
Biological process (GO): maturation of SSU-rRNA
Cellular component (GO): cytoplasm
Source: RefSeq, a predicted model, not a curated record